This is a messenger RNA of Apiotrichum porosum, 1239 nucleotides long. RefSeq lists its product as uncharacterized. The transcript is spliced from 8 exons. Lineage: Eukaryota; Fungi; Basidiomycota; Tremellomycetes; Trichosporonales; Trichosporonaceae. The coding region runs from base 1 to 1239 and encodes 412 amino acids. The record is from RefSeq and is a predicted model, not a curated record.
AUGCCGCCAGAGUCCGGCCGCCUGGGCAAGGGGAAGAGGAUCAAAUGCAUCAAGGUCACUGGGAAGGCCGAGUGCGCCAACUGCACUCAGGCCAAGUCCAGCUGUACCUUCCUUCUUUCCAACCAGCCAACGGUCCGAAAGCCAUAUGGCCGACCGUACGCUCCAUCCGAGUCAUCGGUAGCAGGCUCAAGCGUGCUCGACGUCCCCGGUCCAUCGACGAUACGACCCGCCGGCAAUGAACCCGAGUCUCCCUUGGCCUCUGUAUCCACUGGCGAGGCUAUGGAGCUCCUGCAGAACAUCUUCCCCACCGGCCAAUGGCUGCCAGACCUAUUCCCGGUCAACAUGUCGAUGAUGGACAGCGACCAACAGACAUUUGCCGCUACAGCGCCAUCCGACUUGCCAACGACACUUGCAGCAUCAGCGCCUUCCGACAGGUCAUUGCGGCGGGCCUACCCGGAUUGUCAAGUCGAGGAUGUGAUCUCGUGGUACUCGUUCAUGGAAGUGCUACGCCUGUAUCAUGAACGUUUAUAUGCACUGGCCAACCCUCACACAGGAGCUCAUGAGUCGUCGCGAUCGCCACGACGUGCCGUUCCGACGCUUCCUGCUCAGUCUUGGACCACCGCCGCCCUCAGGCUCUGUCCUGUGCUCAUCAGUGACGAAGACAUCACCACUCCAGAACCUUCCGAGGUCGAUGACGACUUUAUCACUCGGGCUGGAGCCUUUGCACAGCCUCCAGGCGUCACGCCCAUCAUCGCUGGGUUUCUCCGAGUGACACGUCUAUUCUGCAUCCUCUCGCGCAUCCUCAGACUCCUUCGCGACAUGCCACCAGACGUCGGCACCGCCAUUCAAUCCAUCCUCCUCCGGCUCAACGACGAACUCGAGUCGCUGCCGGCCGAGUUGACGCCAAAUUCACCCUACGACUCGCCAGGAUUCGAAGCGUGCAAGGCAAAUAUCCUUGUCACGCAGGCCCUGGCACGCUUCGAGUUGCAGCAGCUUGCGACCGCCGCGAAUACCCCGCACAAAGACGCCAUUACGCAAAGCGUGCUGCGACUACUGGACAUGACACCGCAAGACUAUCUCGCAGCAAAUGGAUGUAGCAUGAGGAACAAGGUGCUCUUCAUUGCCAGCUUUAUCAUUGCACAGCAGGACAGCUCAGAGGUCGACGGGGUCACACCGCAGGUUGUAAGCUUGCUGAAGAAGACGAUGAGAAUAAUGCCCAUAACGGAGUCGGUCGUCUAG